GCUAUCAAUUCGGUAGGUAUUCGGUUUUCGGAAAUUGAAUUUGGUUUGAUAUAAUUUGAUUUUGUUUAUUUAUAAUGGCAGAUCCUCGUAUCAGACAAAUAAAAAUCAAAUCAGGUGUUCUGAAACGCAUCACAAAAGAAAAAAUUGUUUGUGACAAGGAAGUGGAUCAACAAAACAAGAGGAUACAGAAAUGUAAAGACGAAGGUCAAGACGAGCACAAUAUUCGGAAGCAAGAGGAGGUUCUGCAGGAGUGCCUUAUGAUGAUCCCUGACUGUAAAAGACGACUUGUUAAAGCAUAUAGUGACUUGAAAGUAACACUUGAAACAGAACAAGAUCUAAAAGAAAAUGAAGACUACAUUACAGCAAUAGAAAUUCUCAAAGAAGCUGAAAAUCAACUCCCUGAGUUAGCUUAGUCUAUAGUGUU
This is a messenger RNA of Leptidea sinapis, 424 nucleotides long. It is a transcript of the gene Tbca, whose product is annotated as tubulin-specific chaperone A. The coding region runs from base 75 to 413 and encodes 112 amino acids. Gene Ontology annotation, molecular function: beta-tubulin binding. The transcript has 2 exons. NCBI's taxonomy places the organism in Eukaryota, Metazoa, Arthropoda, Insecta, Lepidoptera, Pieridae. Gene Ontology annotation, cellular component: microtubule cytoskeleton; cytosol. The record is from RefSeq and is a predicted model, not a curated record. Gene Ontology annotation, biological process: post-chaperonin tubulin folding pathway; tubulin complex assembly.